GUUCGGUUCUGUGUGACCCCAGAACUUCGUUUGACCUUCUCUAAUUUCGAAUUCUUGGAAUUCCCGGCUUCAUUAGGAAUUUUAGGUUCAUCUUGAUUUUGCUAAUUUCCGGUGUGAAAGUUUCGAAACAGAAAAUUUACUAAUUUGCCACCGAUUGGGACUUGGGAGCGAGGUUUGAGAUCAAGGACGGGAGAUGGGGCUUGCUAAUUUGUCAACCGACCAACACAUGGUUCACGCAUCCUAGUAGCCGAUUAUCAAUUCACCUCAAGAAAAACCUUCCGCGCGCUUGUUUAUAGCCAACCUGUCCGACUAAGCUCGUCGCUCUGACUUAGUCCGAUCAAGCAGAAACCAGAUGCUGCUCACUGCUGUUCAACUUUGACCUCCAAAUCAGGCCAUCCCGGGGCAGGGAUUGGGGCAUUGGGUCAACUGCGCCGCGCUUCCGCAGCACGGCAAAGGCCUGCCCAAAGAUGUCCAUGUGCCAGCCUCCCUCCUCCAGGCUUUCCCGCUACUGACCCGCUCUCCUCUCGCCGUGAAAUCUCCCAGUGUGGUCAGACCUGCAUGGCGUAGCGUAGCAGUCCCGUCGCCCCACCAUGGUUUCACGGUGGUUGAUAGUGCUGCUCGUCUUCGUCACGGCAGCCGCCGCGGCGGUGCUGGACGACUUACAGCUGCUGGAGCAAUUCAAGGCCGCCGUGCCGAAUGGCACGGCUCUCACCGGCUGGAACAGCAGCAACGGUGCUUGCAGCUUCCCCGGCGUCGACUGCAAGAACGGCAGGGUCACGUCAGUGUCCCUCACCGGUGUCGAGCUCAACGCCAACUUUAGUGCUGCGGCACGCACUCUGCUGCAGCUGAGCAGUGUGGAGGCGAUCACAGUCCGUGAUGCCAACAUUACCGGCGUGCUCUCGACGGUGAAGGGAGUGGAAUGUGGGGAGAAGCUGUCCUUGCUUGACUUUUCCGGUAAUCCUUGGCUUAUGGGUUCUGUGGCCGACAUGGCUGCAUUGACCAGCAUUUGCCGUGGGUUAAGGGUGCUGAAUUUUUCCGGUGACGGAGUUGGUGUUGUGAAUGCUGUUGGGGAAGGUGGCAUGGCAUUUGCAGGGCUGGAGAUUCUUGACCUUUCCAGAAACAUGAUCUCUGGGGAAGUUCUCCAGUGGAUGGUUAGUGCCGGUGCUGGUGGAGUGCGGUGGCUGGACCUCUCCAAUAACGAGAUCUCUGGGGAAGUUCCAGCAUUCAUCAACUGCACUAGAUUGCAGUACCUCGACCUCUCCGGCAAUCUCAUAUCUGGCAGCGUGGCAGCAGGGGUCCUGUCCGGAUGCGGCAACCUGAGCUCGCUCAACCUCUCUGGCAACAGUCUUGUAGGCAUGUUCCCACCAGAUAUUGCGCGCCUCAUGUCACUUACUGCCAUAAACCUAUCAAACAACAACUUUUCUGGCGAGAUUCCAGCCAAGGUUUUUGUCAAUCUUCCUAAGCUUAGGACGCUUGCCCUUUCCUUCAACUAUCUCAAUAGCUCCAUCCCAGAUGCAGUCAGCAUGCUUCCAGAGCUUGAGAUACUUGACCUCAGCUCCAACUCGCUCUCUGGCACCAUCCCAGCCACCCUCUGCUCCUCAAACAUCACCAGCAAGGUCCAAGUGUUAUACCUGCAGAACAACUACCUCACCGGUGGCAUCCCUGAGGCCAUCUCUAACUGCACUAGUCUUGUUUCACUUGACCUCAGCCUUAACUAUAUCACCGGGCACAUUCCCUCAUCCCUUGGCAUGCUCUCUGGCCUUCGUGACCUGGUCCUUUGGCAGAACGCACUGGUGGGCGAGAUACCAGACUCUCUGUCCAGAAUUCUUGCACUUGAGAAUCUCAUUCUUGAUUACAAUGCUCUUUCCGGCAUCAUCCCUCCGAGCUUGGCGAAUUGCACUGAGCUCAAAUGGAUGUCGCUUGCCAGCAACCGGCUUUCUGGGACAAUACCUUCCUGGCUCGGUGGACUUGUCAAGCUUCAGUUCUUGAGUCUGGGUGAUAAUUCGUUCUCAGGGCCAAUACCGUCGGAGCUGGGCGACUGCAUGAGUCUGCUAUGGUUGGACCUGAGUGGUAAUCAAUUGAAAGGGGAUAUACCACCGGAGCUGGCAAAGCAGUCUGGAAAAAUGGGACCCCUUACUAUCACACGACAGUUCUGGUUCUUGCACAAUGGCGAAAAAAGUAAUUAUCAAUGCCAUGGCUCAGGAGGUUUGCUCGAUCUCACAGGCAUCCGACAUGGUGAUCUGAGUCGGAUGCAAAGUAAGAAGGCAUGCAACUUCACAUUAAUUGACAUGUCAGCCAUGGUGCCGGUCAGCCACAGAAAUUUUUCAAUGAUAUUUCUGGAUUUGUCAUUUAAUCAGCUUGACUCAGAGAUCCCGAUGGAUCUUGGGAGCAUGUAUUACCUCACGAUCUUGAACCUUGGGCACAACAGGCUCUCAGGUGUUAUCCCUGCUGAGCUUGCUGGCGCCAAGCGGCUCACGGUGCUUGACCUUUCUCAUAACAUGCUGGAGGGACGAAUACCCAGCUCAUUCGAGACUCUAUCGCUGUCGGAGGUUGAUCUAUCGAACAACAGGUUGAGUGGAACAGUUCCAGAACUUGGGUCGCUCCCCACAUUUCCUGCAAGUCAGUUUGAGAACAACUCCGGCUUGUGUGGGUUCCCACUCCCACCGUGCGAGCACAGUGCUGUCAGCACCAGUCAGUCCAAAUCCCACAAGAGGCAGGCAUCCCUUGCUAGCAGCAUCGUGGCAGCGUUUUUUCUCUUGCUGUUCACACUAGUGAUAUGCCUAUAUCAAAGGAAGAAAUCCAAGGCACAUAAUGCGAACGAAGCUUUUAGAUCACAGGGAAAUCUAUUCUCUAUCUGGAACUUCAAUGGACGAUAUGCGUACAAGCAGAUUGUGGAAGCAACGGAGAGCUUUGAUGAAAAAUAUUGCAUGGGAAGAGGAGAUCACGGAUCUGUCUACAAAGUUGAAUUACCAACAGGCGAAAUUUUUGCAGUAAAGAAGAUACGGAAAACAGAAAAUGAUAAUUUGAAAAAUGAGGAACUGUUCAGUCGUGAAAUAGAGGCCUUGGUGCAGAUACGACACCGGAACAUUGUGAAGCUCUAUGGAUAUUGCUCCACUGAUCAAGAUAAGUUUCUUGUAUAUGAAUAUAUGGAGAGAGGAAGCCUAUCAGCUAUUCUCAUGACCAACAUAAGUGCUAUCGAGCUGGAUUGGGAUAAGCGGCUAAAUAUUGCCAAGGGUGUGGCCCAUGCUCUAUCUUACUUGCACCAUGAUUGUUCAACUCCGAUAGUCCACCGAGAUAUAACAAGCAAUAACAUUUUGAUUGAUCUGGAGUUCAGGGCAUGUGUAUCUGACUUUGGUUUAGCUAAAAUACUGAGCUUUGGUGCACCGGUCUAUACAAGGCUCGCCGGGACAACAGGGUAUCGUGCGCCAGAGCUUGCGUAUACGACGAGGGUGACUGAGAAAUGCGACGUCUACAGCUUUGGCGUGGUUGUUCUUGAGCUGUUCAUGGGAUCCCAUCCCGGUGAUCUUCUUUCGACGCUCUUGCGCACGACCAGGAAAAGCCUAUCGCUGAAGGAUCUGCUAGACACCCGGCUCCCGCUUCCUGAAGGUGAGACAGCAAGAGAAAUCUUUGGGCUUGUCACGGUCGCCCUCUGGUGCUUAGACCCCAACCCAGCGACCCGUCCGACAAUGCAUUCUGGCAUGAAGAAGCUUUCUGCACUGCUGAGAACAGGGGAUGUUGAUUACCUGCAUACUGACAUCUUUAACACUGGACGCACUUAGAGCAUGCAUGAUUCCGUCACUUCGUUUUGAGCUUCAGUGAUGUGGGUUUGGUUGAAUCUGCAUAAUACUGUGCUUAAGUUGAUUCGCGUGACAUGUAUGAUUUUUUUUUAUACGAAGCUGUAUGAUUCCUGUUCCUAAAGUUUACCAGCCGUAAUGAAGAAUUUUUUA
Phragmites australis (common reed) is the source of this 3947-nucleotide messenger RNA. Its product is annotated as brassinosteroid LRR receptor kinase BRI1-like. Gene Ontology annotation, biological process: protein phosphorylation. The transcript has 3 exons. Gene Ontology annotation, molecular function: protein kinase activity; protein binding; ATP binding. NCBI's taxonomy places the organism in Eukaryota, Viridiplantae, Streptophyta, Magnoliopsida, Poales, Poaceae. Bases 591 to 3779 code for a protein of 1062 amino acids. The record is from RefSeq and is a predicted model, not a curated record.